GGGACAUCCAUAGUUUUAACGUCCUUGCAUCUUGCCGGGAAUAUUUUGAAAGUUGCUGGGUGUGUGCUGUCACAGUUGUCUAGUGUUAUUUUUCUUGUAAAACUGACAAAACGUUUUACCGCUACUGGCUUUUGGUCCUUUACAACACAUUUGGCGACGUAGUCAGAAGUAGGCAUAUUUUUGCAUGUUUUACAUGGAACAAGAAGCACGGGAAACCCCUUCUGCUGGAGCGAGGGAAGCCGGAGACAUGACCGAUGUCGCGGUGUUUGAUUUGGAGUCCUACGUUAACGUUGAACUCGACAUGAAAGAGGACAACGGGACUCCUAAAGUGGGACAUAAUGUGUCCGCUACAAGUAAAGCACUGUUUCAGGAUGAAGAGGAGGACCAAGACGAGAGUGAAAGUGAUGGUGAUGAUGAUGGCAGUAGCACAGACCAUUUUAAUACUGAAAAGACUGUGACUCGGCUGCAGAGAUGUGAGCAUCAAAAAGGUGUGAAUUCAAGUCUUCCUGACACCUUCCAGACCAGCCACCUGCUGUUCUAUGAGAGGUUCAAGGCGUACCAGGACUACGUGCUUGGGGACUGUAAGCCCUCCGAGGUAAAGGCCUUCACAGCAGAUUACUUGGAAAAGGUGUUGGAGCCGAGCGACUGGUUAGCUCAGUGGUCUACUGACGUCUUUGAUGUUCUGGUGGAGGUGCGUGAUGUGGAUUUUAAAAACCUGAAGGCAUGUGUGGAGCUGGUGCUGCCCCUGCAGUGUGACAGCAGAGGCUGUGAACUCAAUGAGGAAGCCAUGAAGUCUCUGCUGGAUGCCACUCAGCACAAAGUCCACCUGCAGGAGCUCCAAGUGGUCUACGAUGAGUCUGGGGACUUUGAUCAGACUGCCCUUGCUCUCGAGCACCUCAGGUUUUUCUAUAAACACAUCUGGAGACUGUGGGAUGAGGAAGAUGAAGAUGAUGAUUUUGACUACUUUGUUCGUUGUGUGGAGCCUCGUCUCAGGCUAUACUAUGACAUCUUAGAGGGCAGAGUCCCAGCAGGCCUGGUGGCAGAGUAUCAGUCUUUACUGGAAAACUGCUCCCAGUGCUUUAAGCAGUUCUCAUUGGUGCGCAGCAGCCUCAGCACUGACUCGGACUCAGAGCUGGAUAACGUGUCUAUGGUGGAGGGUCUUAAGCUCUACGACCAGCUGGAGAUGUUGAAACGCAAGCUGCACAUCAUCGAGAACCCCCUGUUGAGGUACGUGCUAGGCUGCAAAGGAAAUAACAGACAGCAGUGCGUGCAGAGCCGUGGGAUGAGGGCAUCAGGCAUGAAGGUGGUCCAUGUGGUCACAGUUUCCUGCACCAACUUCCAGCUCCAGUCCCUCCUCAGUGACAGACUGCAACCUCUGGGCUCCUCUGAAGACACUAGGAUUCAGUUCCAUACAGACCCAGUCGCUGCAGUGGAUUCGUGCCAUCAGGGUGACGUGGUCAUUAUUCUUCCAGGAAUCUACAAUGUCAGCAGCACCAUCUUCCUACCAGACUCCAUCAGUAUAGAGGGCUUUGGGCCUCCUGAUGAGGUAGUGAUUGAGAAGAAAAACAAGGAUGGCUCAUUUGUGGAGUCCACAGGAGCUGAUGUCACGCUGUCCAACAUCAAGCUCAUCCAACACGAUGCAAUUGAGGGCAUUCUGUGUGUGCGUCAGGGGACUCUGAAUAUGGAGAACUGUGUGCUACAGUGUGAGACCACCGGAGUUAUUGUUCGAACAUCUGCCCAACUCACCAUGAAAAUGUGUGACCUGUACGGCUCCAAGGGAGCCGGUGUGGAGAUUUACCCUGGUAGUGUUUGCAGUCUUGUUGGUAAUGGUAUCCAUCACUGUAAAGACGGGAUACUCAUAAAGGACUUUGCUGAUGAGCUAGAUGUGAUGCCGUCCAUCACCAUGGAGAACAAUGUCAUCCACAAUAAUGAAGGCUACGGGGUGAUUGUAGUGAAACCAAACAACGGAGAACAACACAGAGUUCCUCUGGACAGAUGUGAAGAAGACCCCGCAGCACCGACCAGCAGCGGCAACUCAGCAGACGUUCAGCCAGAAUCCGUGGAGAACAACGGCACAGACCGUGGCGUAGCCACCGCUUCAAGCAGGAAGUUGCAGUUAAGUCGUCAGCUGAGUAGAAACAAGGAAUGGUGUUGUAGCCAAGCUGUCCAGGAUAUGGUGGACCGCCAGAUCUUCGUCUCCCUUCAGGGAAACCAAUUCAGGCGCAACAAUAAAGGCGACUUCGGCACCUUUUUCUACUGACGAUGUCCACUCUGAACUUUUCUACUGAGAAACACAACAGAACUAACACGUCUUUUCUGUUCCUUCCACAGUUUGUUGUGGAGCAUUAAUUUGAUAACUGCUUCACAUUUUAUUUGAUUUAAUUACUUUGUCAUCAAAUAAGUUGAUGUCCAUCCUUUGAGCAGAACUCAACAAAACUGAUUUUCCAGUGAAUUGAUACUUAUGUUUGAAUUUGCACACAUGCUUUUAUCUUAUUUAUUUACUUUCAACUCCAGCUCAUGCUAAAUGUUUAAACAUUUUAAUGCACAUUUUGGAAUCCACUGGUGGUGGGACUUCAGAUUUAGUAAAUGUUUGACUUUUUAAGAUGGUGACUUGCUGAAAGCAGUGCACUGUUGAUGAUUGAAAGUACACAAAUAUGAAUUUCUUUGAUUUGUUCACUACGUCACACAGGUGUUUUCAAAGUUAAGAUGUAUUUUAUGGCUGAGGGAAGUCUACAGGUUGACGAGGGUAUAAGUCCUGUGAAAAUAACACAGUGAGCUUCCGUAUUUCGUUUGACUGAGGAUACAAAUGAGCUUUUGGUUUCGCCUGCCACGUUUGGAAAAUGUUUAUUGAACAAACUUAUUGCAGAUUAAAGUGUCUGGAAACGUUUUGUUUUGUUUUGUGGUGGUGCGGUACUAUUCUGUGCAUUGUAAAGCAUAGCAAGUUACCAUGUGAGGUCCUCAGUUCAGUCUUGCUCAAGGACACUGAAAUGUGGACAGGAGAAGCUGGGGAUCCACCCUAGACCAAAACAAUAAAGUUAUCAGCUCAUCGUUUUGCUUUUACAACCCACAGAGGCCAAAAUCAUCUACACUAUGUAGAGCUGACAGCAGCUAUAGAGUUGGAUAAUAAUUUUCUCAUUAUGAGUAACCUGUUUCACAUUGCUUGUUAUUUCAGCCAUUGGUCAUAGAAAUAUAUAUUGAUUGAACUUUAAUCAAACAAGAACUGAAACAGGAGAUAUUGUAGAUUUUUGUACACCUGUGCGUCUUAAUUGUUGGAUUGCCAAAUUGUUUUUUAUUGUUUAAUUCUGGAGUUUAUUGGUGUGAAUACUAAGUCAGCAUAAAUGCCAGAAAUGCCUGACACCUUUCUCCUACAAAUUUUAAGCUACAGAAACUGUUUAACGAUCAAAACCAUAAGCUUGCCUUGCUUAUGGCAUUUCUAUGUUGCACUUUUUGAAAUAAUCAAGCUUUUUCUGCAACAUCUUGAAAAAAAAACAAAUGGUGUUACUGCUUCAGUAUAUGUUCAGCUAUAGACUGUUCAUGUAAAUGUUGAGCUCUUAAAGCACAUUCAAAAAAAGGAAUAAAAUCACUCAAACAAUUAACACAAAGCACA
Messenger RNA from Acanthopagrus latus (yellowfin seabream), 3607 nucleotides. It is a transcript of the gene shcbp1, whose product is annotated as SHC SH2-domain binding protein 1. The transcript is spliced from 13 exons. Gene Ontology annotation, biological process: fibroblast growth factor receptor signaling pathway. NCBI's taxonomy places the organism in Eukaryota, Metazoa, Chordata, Actinopteri, Spariformes, Sparidae. The coding region runs from base 185 to 2260 and encodes 691 amino acids. The record is from RefSeq and is a predicted model, not a curated record.